Lipotes vexillifer (Yangtze River dolphin) is the source of this 2060-nucleotide messenger RNA. RefSeq names its product epoxide hydrolase 2 (gene EPHX2). The transcript has 19 exons. NCBI's taxonomy places the organism in Eukaryota, Metazoa, Chordata, Mammalia, Artiodactyla, Lipotidae. The record is from RefSeq and is a predicted model, not a curated record. Gene Ontology annotation, molecular function: catalytic activity. Bases 1 to 1668 code for a protein of 555 amino acids.
AUGGCGCUGCGUGCUGCCGUGUUCGACCUGGACGGGGUCCUGGCGCUGCCCUCGCUCGCCAGCUCCUGGGACCGUGCGGAGGAGGAGCUGGCGCUGCCCAGAGGCUUUCUAAAUGGAGCUUUCAUGAAAGGAGGCCCAGAUGGUUCCAGUGCCCGCAUGAUGAAGGGAGAGAUCACAUUUUCCCAGUGGAUGCCAUUCAUGGAAGAAAACUGCAGGAAAUGUUCUGAGGACUCUGGAAUCUGCCUCCCUGAGAAUUUCUCUAUAAAUCAGAUCUUUGGCAAGGCGCUUGCAGCAAGAAAGGUCAAUGACCCCAUGCUUAAGGCAGCUCUCACUCUCAAAAAGAAGGGAUUUACAACCUGCAUCCUCACCAACAUCUGGCUGGAUGACAGCACCCAGAGAGGCAGCCUGGCCCAGAUGAUGUGUGAGCUCAGGCCGCACUUUGAUUUCCUGAUUGAGUCAUGCAGGAUCGGAAUGGCCAAGCCUGACCCUCAGAUCUACAAGUUUGUGCUGGACGUCUUGAAGGCCAGCCCCAAUGAGGUGGUUUUCUUGGAUGACUUCGAGGUUAAUCUGAAGCCAGCCCGUGACCUGGGGAUGGUCACCAUCCUCGUCCGUGACACUGACACUGCCCUGAGGGAGCUGGAGAAAGAAACCAGGGUGCAGCUUCUCCAAACUGCAGCCUCCCGACCAAUCCCCUGCGAUCCAAGCACCGUGAGCCAUGGGUACGUGCCCAUAAAGCCUGGGAUGUGUCUGCAUUUUGUGGAGCUGGGCUCUGGCCCUGCCGUAUGCCUCUGCCAUGGAUUUCCGGAGAGCUGGUUCUCUUGGAGGUACCAGAUCCCUGCUCUGGCCCAGGCGGGCUUCCGGGUACUAGCGGUGGACAUGAAAGGCUAUGGAGAGUCAUCUGCUCCUUCUGAAAUAGAAGAAUAUUCCAUGGAAGUGUUAUGCAACGACAUGGUCACCUUCCUGGAUAAGUUGGGCAUCGCUCAAGCUGUGUUCAUUGGUCACGACUGGGGUGGCAUGCUGGUGUGGAAUAUGGCUCUCUUCUACCCCAAGAGAGUGAGGGCAGUGGCCAGCUUGAAUACUCCCUUCAUACCAGCAAAUCCCAAAGUGUCCCCAAUGGAGAGAAUCAAAGCCAAUCCUGCCUUUGAUUACCAGCUCUACUUCCAGGAACCAGGAGUGGCAGAGGUUGAACUGGAGCAGAACCUGAAUCGGACUUUCAGAAGCUUCUUCAGAGCAAGUGCUGAGACUUUUCUCACCACGAACAGAGUCUGUGAAAUGGGAGGACUCUUUGUGAAUACGCCAGGGGAGCCCAGCCUCAGCAAGAUGGUCACCGAGGAGGACAUCCAGUUCUAUGUUCAGCAGUUCAAGAAGUCUGGUUUCAGGGGGCCUCUAAACUGGUACCGGAACAUGGAAAGGAACUGGCAGUGGGGCUGCAAAGGCUCGGGAAGGAGGAUCCUGAUGCCGGCCCUGAUGGUCACCGCAGAGAAGGACUUCGUGCUCGUUCCUGAGAUGUCCAAGCAUAUGGAGGACUGGAUCCCCCACCUGAAAAGGGGUCACAUUAAGGAUUGUGGACACUGGACACAGAUGGAGAAGCCCACAGAGUUGAAUCAGAUCCUCAUUGAGUGGCUGGAGACUGACGCCAGUGACCCACGGGAGGUCUCGAAGCUUUAGGGUGUGACCUGUGUCAGCCGCCAGCAGGCAGUCCAACCGCUUCAUCUGCUGGGGGCGCUUCUCUGGUACCCGGAUGGGGCCUUACCCGCAUCUCUCAAAACCAGCAGCGUUGUUCUGAAGGGGUUUGCAGCAAAGAGUGAUUUUCUCUAAAUGAAAUGAGUCAGAUUUGACCUAAUUUUAGAUAUAGGAAAAAUCACGUGUGAUUAAUCCUCUGGGUAUAAACGUAUCACUUUAUGUCUAAGGAUGGUUAGUGUUCUGUGGGGGACAGAACGGGAUGGCCAGGGGGUGAUUUCUCUUUGAUAAUCAAGUCAGCGUUUUGAUGAUGCAAAAUCAGCAAUUUAGAAGCUUUUCAGCAGAGAUGGGAACUCCUUUAUUCAAUAAAAUGAAGACAA